AUGUCUCAAAAAGCUUUUUCUCCAAAUUCCAUUCAAAGUAAGAUGGAAAAUUAUCUCGGAAGAAAUUAUUUUAUCUCGAGAAAUGUGGUGAAAAUGGAGAAAUCUUUUACAGGUGCUGGAACGGAUGAGCCAUCCACCAUGUCGGAACCAUCAUCAUCGUCAUGGACUAUUUCGGAAAUUUAUUGGGAUCAAUUACCAAAAUUUAAAAAGAAACAAAAAUUAGAGUAUGGGAGCUUGUUGAAUGAUUAUUGUGAAUGGGUGAAAGAGUUGGAAAUGAAAUGUUCUUUGGAACAUAAAAUUUCAAAUUCUCACUUUGAAGAGCAGUUGAGAGGAUUAGAAAAUCAAUUUUUAAAAUUAGAAACAAAAACCAAACAAUUUUUUACCACGCACAGUAUUUAUCGAGGUGGUGAUAUUGAAAAGCAAUUUUACAACUUGUUGGACAUUGUUCAAAAAUUGUUGAAAAUUACAUGUUUAUUUAUUGAGGAACGUUUUGGAGGAGAUUUGCUCCUGUCAAAAGUCAAUCAAUCCGUGAUGAAUCAUGCUCAAUCAUUUACCACUGAAAACAACUCUGAACGAGGAUUAUCGACUCAUUUGCAAUUAAUUGAACAAAUUCUUCAAGAACACGUCGCUCGAGUCAUGUCACGAAUUGACCAAUUCGAACAAGUUAAGAAAUUAGAAUUUGAUUCAAGUGUUGUCGUCUUGCAACGAGUUGAAAAAUAUUCACUGUAG
Molecule: messenger RNA, 729 nt
Organism: Naegleria fowleri
Lineage: Eukaryota; Heterolobosea; Eutetramitea; Acrasida; Naegleriidae
Exons: 1
Coding region: 1-729 (242 amino acids)
Source: RefSeq, a predicted model, not a curated record